Messenger RNA from Candidozyma auris, 2193 nucleotides. RefSeq lists its product as uncharacterized. The coding region runs from base 1 to 2193 and encodes 730 amino acids. The transcript has a single exon. NCBI's taxonomy places the organism in Eukaryota, Fungi, Ascomycota, Pichiomycetes, Serinales, Metschnikowiaceae. Gene Ontology annotation, cellular component: cytosol; nuclear body; kinetochore. The record is from RefSeq and is a predicted model, not a curated record.
AUGCAUCAACUGGAUGAAGUUUCUGAAAAUCUAAGGAAGCUUUUCGAGAGAUCAUCUGAAAGCCAGGAAGCUCUUGAGAAAUUGAGGCGCAUUGCCCUGCAAGAAGGGCUCACUGAGCCAGAGCUAAACAUGGUACUAGAUAUCGUUUUUGACUACUCGUUACGAAACUCUUUCAGACUGAGUUUGAUCUCGGAAUGUCUCGUACCAAAUGGAGAGUAUUUGGUAUCAACUGAUGUCAUUUGCAGAAUACUAGGUGCAAUUGGCGUGUCCGAAGUAUACUUCAAAGAUGGAAAGCAGUUUAAGCUGAAGAGACUACCGCCUAACACACAAAAUUUGCUUUUGGAAUGGUUGAUUUGCGGGCUGCACUUGUUUGGCAGGGCAUUGUUUGUAGAGCUACACAGAUUGCUUCCUUUGCUAUUUGGUUUACUAUCCUUUGAAUACCUGAGAUCAAAUAUCACAACUCUAAUUAUCAUUGGGCUUUCUCAACAACGAAAAGCAAAAGACAUUUUAACAGGACAGGGAUUAUCAUCGCUCAAGCCUUGGCAUGUCAAAACUACACUAGAUUUUGCCGUGAGGUUCCCAUUUGAUUCUCAUAUCAAGGCUCUUCUUGCGUAUAUGAGACGGCUACACCCUACGUUGGACCUCCGCGGGGGCCCUGACAUCAGAAGCUUGGAAAUGGCAAAGUCAAUUGUUAUUCUGUAUCCAAACCAUGAUAUAGUGUCACGUUUGAGCAAAUGUCUAUCAUCAUCCAGUGAAGUGGCAUGGGAGACCAGGGAAGUGAAGGAGAAAGUACAAAGGCUCUUUGAUCUUUUUUCCACACCAGCUCUCAAAAAGAGGAAAGUUGCGGUGGAGAGCAUCAAUGACCUAGACUUAUUGUCUUCUUCAUCUGAAAUAGACUCCAUAUCUAUUGGGUCGGUCGAGUCUCUUCGGACUUUGGUCGAUGAGUUUGACAAGAUUUCCAUGGCAAACCCCGGAUCAUUGUUCAACUUUACAAACAUGACAAACGAAAGACUCAGGAAGUACUAUUUAAUUUUUCACUUGGCACUUGGCCACAACGAUCUGCAUGUCAUUAAGAAGCUAAUUCAAGCCUCUCAAUUCCACGCCCUUGAUUCACUGACGUCAACUCAUGCCUUCGAUCAAAUAAGGUCUCUCGCAUUGAUGGGCAAUUUCGAUCAGAUUACAGAACUCAUGCUGAAAGCAAUACGAACCCACAAGCUUGAUUUGAUUAGGUCCAUAAUGCUCUUGGAGGUACUUCCACCAAACAAGCAGUUAUUCGAAGAGGUGCUUCAAGCAUUGGAAGCUGACAAUAACACUGAAUAUCUCCAAAUUUUUUUACAGGUGGCGUCAAAUGUGGUCAUUAAAUGGCAUACCCUUCAUAGUGAGUACGGAUUCUUUGAAGAGGUACGUCCGAUAAUUUUUCAUAUAAGUGAAAGUCUCAAUCGCAUCAUGGAAGUGAGAUGGCGCUUGCUUACUUUAAAAACAAAAAUUGAAUUUUUGUGCUUUUACAGAAGCCUUCGUAAGGUCAAUUUAAGCGAGAUUGCCGAAGGUGAUGAGCCUUCAUGGCUCAUACCGGGUCCUACGUUGAUGUACCAGAUGGUCAUUUCGAUGCACCCAUUCGUGAUUUCUGAAGCAUUUGGCCUCAUUGCGUUCCUCCGAUCGCUCAAACUCAAGGAGGAUGGCAAGGUCUUGCAUUUGCGCCAUGCUUAUAUAAUGGACUCCAUCAACCUUACAUGGCUUGACCUGGCAUUCAAAAUUGAAGAGGGCUCCCAUAACAAGGGAAUGUUCUUAGAUUCCGAAUAUGCAAGAAAGUUAGCUGGACUAAACUUCUUCACAUACUCCGAUCUUAUGGAGCUCAAGAGCAUUGGAAGCUUGUCUCACAGUCCUGGCUUCUCAUACCUUGUUGCUGAAAUAUUAUGGAUCCUCGAAGAUGAAGCUGAGGAUAUUACAAUCAGGCAUCCAGGUCCUCUUUCUGCCAAUUCAGUGGCUCAAUUACAACAGACUCCAGACGCACAAUGGCUCAAGAAGAGUUACUCGGAAAUCAAAGUGAGCAUACUAAAUAAGCUCGAUACUCUUGGAUACUCCGGGCUCUGUGAUCUCCUAUUCUCUUCAUUAAGGCCGUUGGCUUAUUUACGUGAAAGAGGCAAAGUGCAAAGCAAAGGUCGAAGUAGAUCCCAGAGCAGGGAACCGGUAUAG